AUGUCCAGCACACGAACUAAGAAGAAGCAGCGAACCAGAACGCAGAGGUACACGUCUAACGUGUUUGCCAUGUUCAACCAGGCGCAGAUACAGGAGUUCAAGGAGGCUUUCAACAUGAUUGACCAGAACAGGGAUGGGUACAUCGACAAGGAGGACCUGUUCGAGAUGUACACGUCCCUGGGUAAGAACCCCACAGACAAGGACUUGGACAUCAUGAUCAACAUGGCGCCGGGGCCCAUCAACUUCACAAUGUUCCUCACCUUGUUUGGGGAGAAGCUCAACGGAACCGACCCUGAGGAGGUCAUCAGGAACGCUUUCGCUUGCUUUGAUGAGAGAAAUGCAGGUUACAUUCCCGAAGAAUACCUCCGUGAGUGUCUGAUGACCAUGGGUGACCGCUGGUCAGAGGACAUGGUGGAAGAGCUCCUCCAUGGAGCUCCCAUCCUAGAAGGUCGCUUCGACUACCAAGAGUUCACACGCACCCUCAAACAUGGUGCCAAGGAGAAGGAUGAAGUUCAAGGUCAGGCAGAAGGGCAAGGUCCAAGCAGUGAAGGUCAAGAAGACAGCAGUGCCAGUGCCACUGCUAGCACAGAGGUUAAAGGUUAA
This is a messenger RNA of Candidula unifasciata, 603 nucleotides long. The record is from the annotation of a GenBank genome assembly. NCBI's taxonomy places the organism in Eukaryota, Metazoa, Mollusca, Gastropoda, Stylommatophora, Geomitridae.